UGUCAAUUUGAGUUUGAUAUUUAGAAUUCUUCAAAUCUUCCUUAUUGUCUACAUUAAUUUCAUUGCGAAAAUUAAUAAAUUUAUUUAAUUGUGAUCACUUUUAUAAUGGAUUAUCAAAGUAGGCAAUUAGCCGAAGACUUUUUUUUACGAGAACCCGUUGAUGCUCGUAUAAGGAAACCCAAAGAUGAUACAAAGGAAGAGAGCCACCCUAAUCUUAAGGUGGAGAUGCAAACCAUCCGUCUUAAUUCUGACUCUCAGAAGCUGGUGCUGGAUACAUUGAGGUAUAUCCAUGGCCCUGACUUCAAGCUGGAUAGUGCUAGUCUUUAUAAAGAUAAAGGUACAAAUCUCAGUAACCGUUACUGGAUGGAGCGUGGUAACUUAGUGGUGCGAGGAGGAUGUGACUACUCGUUGAAUGUGAAACCAGAUAUAGAGACUUCUGAGGCCAGGCUGAGAGCUUUUGCAUUAGCAAAGCUAGAGAAAUAUAACUUCCUAAAACCUCAUUGUGCUGAAGCAUUAGAACUAGCUGCCGAAAAUGUGGAUAAAGCAUUAGAAAUAUUAUUUUAUAAAUAUUUCAAAGUGGAUCCACAGGACAAGCCCAAUGAUGUACCAUCAAUAGCUGAAUUAUUAGAAAUGAGAAUGGAUGAGAGGGCAGUGCUUGAAUCAAUUUAUGACACAAGUUUUAAAAUCAAAGAAAAUGAUGUAUGGUCUGUUAAAUUGAAUCUAGAUUAUAUAACAAAGCAAUAUGAAAAUAAAGAUGUCGAACUGCCGAAAAAGACGCACAAUAUACAUUACAAUAAAAAUUACAAUAGUAAUAUUAAACCAAAAUCUAAAGAGGUGUGUAAACUUUACUUAAAAAGCCCUUGUAGAUUUGGUGAUAAAUGUAAGUUUUUACAUGAAAACAAAGUUCAAGAAAUUAAAACAAAAGAUAUUGUUAAAGAAAGUGAAAAGAUUACUUAUGAAUUAGAGAUAAGAUUUCCAGAAGACACUGCAUAUCCAUACCAACCUCCAUUGUUGUUUUUCAAACCUGAGAUUCCUACGAAAACUAUACCUGAAUUAGCAUGUUUAAAGAUAACAGCAAAAUUAUUGGAGGAGGCCAAGACUUUGGCUCAAGAUGGUAUCCCUAGUAUUUACUCAUUAGUUGAAUUACUUAAUAAUGAAGAUGAAAUAUUGAAUUUUCUUAAAUUUGAUACAAGAACAUUUCCUGCUCUUUCUGAUACUCUAUUUCCUCAGUUAUUAGAAAAUCCCAAUUCACAUAAAGAGAAUUUACCAUCUCAUUAUAAGAAAGGCCAAGAUAAAAAUAAUAGGAACAAUGUUAAUUUUGAAGAAAUAUUAAAAGAAAACAAAGAAAUAGCUAAAAGAUGGCUUGACAAAAGGGAUAAUAGUAGGUACAAUAAAAUGAUGGCGGACAGAAGAAAACUUCCAGCUUGGAAGAUGAAAAAUGACAUAUUGAAUGCAAUUAAAAAAUCGCAGGUUAUUGUCAUUACUGGAGAAACAGGUUGCGGUAAAAGUACACAAGUGCCCCAAUAUAUUCUAGACGAUUGGUUAGCAAAUUUUAACAAAGAUGGUCCUGAGCAUGCAGAGAUUAUAUGCACGCAGCCGAGAAGAAUAUCAGCUAUUGGUGUUGCUGACAGAGUAGCAGAUGAAAGGGUAGAAAAAACUGGCCAAAUUGUGGGUUACCAGAUAAGAUUAGAAAGUAAAGUGUCAUCAAAGACACGUUUAACGUUUUGUACUACUGGUAUAUUGUUACGUAGAUUAGAAUACGACCCACAGUUGAAGUCCGUCACUCAUAUAUUGGUCGAUGAAGUUCACGAGAGGUCAGAAGAGAGUGAUUUCCUUUUAUUCAUCCUAAGGGACCUUAUCAAAGUAAGAAAAGACUUGACUGUUAUACUAAUGAGUGCGACAUUGAACGCCGAGUUGUUUUCGGAUUACUUUGACAAAGUUCCAGUUUUGGAGAUACCCGGUAGAACAUUUCCAGUGGAGCAACUGUUCCUAGAAGAUAUUAUGGAAAUUACAAACUAUGUUCUAGAAGAAAAUGGUCCUUAUGCACGUAAAACGAAAAAAGGGGAUAAAGACAAGAGGCAAGACUUAGAAACUGAAUUGGAGACGUGUGAUGUCCGCGCUGAGUCCAACGAACCCCCAAAGCAGUCAAUACGAGAUGAGAACUUAAGUGUCGCGCAAGUUAUAGCUCGGUACCCACGCUGUAGUAAAACGACUUGUAAGAACCUACAUCUUAUGGAUACUGAGAAGAUAAAUCUGGAUUUAGUGGAACAUGUCUUGACAUACAUAGUGAACGGUGACCACAAGUGGCCAAGAGAGGGCGCUAUAUUAAUAUUCUUACCUGGAAUAGCUGAAAUUAUGUCCUUACAUGACCAGUUAGCCAAUAGCCCAAUAUUUAGUCGCAAAAAAGGCAACUAUUUAUUAGUGCCUCUACAUUCCACAUUGUCAAGUGAGGAGCAAUCACUUGUAUUUAAGAAACCCCAGGCUGGAGUACGCAAGAUUGUACUGUCGACUAAUAUAGCGGAGACAUCUGUCACUAUAGACGACUGCGUGUUUGUUAUAGACUGUGGUAGAAUGAAGGAGAAACGGUUCGAUUCUAACCGCAACAUGGAAUCUCUCGAUCUAGUUUGGGUGUCUCGUGCAAACGCCAAACAGCGGCGCGGUCGGGCGGGUCGUGUUAUGCCCGGCGUUUGCGUCCAUUUGUACACAUCUCACAGAUACAACUACCAUAUAUUGGAGCAGCCGGUACCAGAAAUACAUAGGAUACCCCUCGAACAAUUACUGCUGAAAGUGAAAAUAUUACCAUUGUUUAAAAAUAUGAGUGUACAUGAAGUUUUAGGAAAAACGAUAGAACCGCCAUCGAAAUCAAACAUAGAUGGCGCUCUCUCUCGGUUGCAAGAUGUGGGUGCGUUAGACAAGAGUUUCGCCCUUACUGCGCUCGGAAAACAUUUAGCCGCUCUGCCUGUUGACGUUCGGAUAGGCAAGCUAAUGCUGUUCGGUGCCAUAUUCUGUUGUGUGGACUCGGCUUUAACUAUGGCGGCUUGUUUGAGUUAUAAAAGUCCGUUUGUCGCGCCUUUCGGCAAAAAGUCGGAGGCCGAUGCUAAGCGACGGGAGUUCGCGUGUUCUAAUAGCGAUCAACUGACCACUUUGAAAGCCUAUAGGAAAUGGCAGCAGGCAAUGAAAAAUAGUACGCAUGCAGCCUUAACAUUCGCCAACGAGAAUUAUCUAUCGCAUAAGACGUUGUUGAUGCUGGCCGAUAUAAAACACCAAUUGUUGGGCUUGUUGGCCUCUAUAGGAUUCGUACCUGACAUGCCAGACUUGAGACGGAAGAUGAGGAAGGACUCUGUUGCCAAUCUUACCGGAGAAGAGCUAAACACAAAUGGUAAUAACGACAAAUUGUUGGCGGCAAUUUUGUGCGCUGCCUUAUACCCAAAUGUUGUAAAGGUGUUAACCCCCGAGAAGUCGUUCCACAUGCAAGCGGGCGGUGCGAUACCGCGCCAACCGACUGCGGACGAGUUGAAGUUCAAGACAAAGUCGGACGGUUACGUGGCAUUGCAUCCUUCUUCCAUAAACUCCAACGUGGGCUACUUCGCGAGCCCCUACCUGGUGUACCAGGAAAAGGUGAAGACGUCGAGGGUCUUCAUCAGGGAGUGUUCCAUGGUGCCCCAGUUGCCAUUGGUGCUGUUCUCUGGUCGCAACCUGUCCGUGGAACUGCAUAAUGGUACUUUUAUAGUGUCACUAGAAGACGGGUGGAUAAUGUUCCAAGUUGAACAGCACGAGGUUGCCGAAAUGCUAAAAACAAUAAGGGUAGAACUGAUUAAUCUUCUAGAAGAGAAGAUAAACGAUCCGAGCCUCAAUUUAUUACAUUACGAGAAGGGAAAUAGAAUAAUAAAGACCAUUGUACAAGUAAUUAGUAACGAUUAACACUAAUUCCUAUAAUUAUUUUGUCGUACGGGAGGGGGGGGGGUGAAGACUAAAUAUGAGUGAGUGAACAUGCACAUUCAUAUAAGAAAACGAAUCGUUAUGUGCAUGUGUGCAUGAACACAAACAUAACUAUAUAAUAUUUAUAAAUAAUCUGUCUUAACGUCCACUACCCAAAAGUCGUAUGCAAGAGAUUGUCUUGUAAUAAGACCGUCUUUUGUAUUACUUUUAUUAUUUAUUUUUGUAACUGUUGUGAUAAAAUGUAAAUACAUAAUAAUAAUAAUAACAUAAUAACAUAAAAAAUCAUCAUCAUCAUAUCAGCCAUCACCUGUCCAUUGGUGAACAUAAGCCUUUUCUAUAGGAACUGGCUCAUUCCUUAUGGCAGUUUACCAUUACUGAGAUUUUGCCAAUAGUUACCAUGCUUGGCAGGCGAAUUAGCGACCGUAGUUUGGCUUUUACUGAUAUUUUAAGAGGGACACUGCUGCCCAUAUUUCGACCAUGAAAUUCCCUUAGUUUCACUCACGGGAAAGGAAGGGGUGGCCUAUUCUAUGUCUAGACCCUUUCAAAUAGGAAAUAAAUUAUUUCUCAUCACAAGAGCUUAAUUAGAUGACGCAACUGUAUUUAGCAUGUUUGUAUUUCUAAAUUAGUUUCCAUAGAGCUUUAUUUGACUUUGUAAAAGUUGUUAGUAAAGAUUAGUACUAAUAUACCUAAAAGUUUGCUAUACGAGAGUCGAGGCUAAAAAUUAAUAUGUGACUGACUAUGUACACAAUCAUACCGCAUUAUGAAAACUUAUGUACACUCACAAAAAUAAUUCAAUUAAAUAUCAUCACAACCACAAUUUUGUACAAGUUUUUUUUUAUAAUCUUUUUUAUUUAGAGGCUUUUAUCCUAUAAGGAUAUGUCAGCCUCAUCAUACCCUUAUUUUAUAAAAUACGUCGCAUACUUAAAACAUUGAUACAUAAAUAAAUAAUACAUAAUAUCUUAGAAGUCUAUUUUGAUAAAGGGAAUUAUUGAUACAAAAAUAUAGUAAUUAAAGAUUUUGCCAUUCCGGAAUGUGGUUCUGCGAGUAUAUUUGAAAAUAAACCAAUCUCAUGUCUAUUGACACUAUAUUUUGUACAAGUUAUUAAUAAAGAUUCAACAAUAAUCUUGUUGUACCAAUGUCAAGGAUAAAUAUUAUACAAUGAAAACUUACGUGCACACACAUCAAUCAUAUCAGCUUUUAACUAUCCACUGCUGAACACAACUCCCCCUUGGGAGGUUUUGCCACUAGUUGCCACGCUUGGUAGGCGGGUUGGCGAACGUAGUUAGGCUUUAGAUAUUUUUUAAGAGGGACGAUGCUGCCUAUCCCUCGCCCCCCCCCCCCACCCCCUAGUCAAUUCUUACGACACCAACGGAAAUGUAGAGGUGAUCUAUUCUACGCCGGGACCACACGGCUCGUGCACACACAAACAUCACUAAUUCGUCAUCGUAACUACAAUUUUAUUGUAUGUGUAAAUUUUUAGCUUUAAAUUACAUAUAAUAGAGUCCAAUCGACUGAAUUAUAAAUGUUUUGUUAUUAAAUUAAAUAUUUAAGAUUUUAUUGGUCCUAUUGUAAUUAUUACUGUCGGAUUUACUUAUGUAUUAAAUUUGUGAUUGAAAUAGA
Messenger RNA from Galleria mellonella (greater wax moth), 5559 nucleotides. Its product is annotated as putative ATP-dependent RNA helicase DHX57. The coding region runs from base 106 to 3921 and encodes 1271 amino acids. Gene Ontology annotation, cellular component: intracellular anatomical structure. The record is from RefSeq and is a predicted model, not a curated record. NCBI's taxonomy places the organism in Eukaryota, Metazoa, Arthropoda, Insecta, Lepidoptera, Pyralidae. Gene Ontology annotation, molecular function: protein binding; metal ion binding; ATP binding. The transcript has 17 exons.